CUAUAUUACAGGCGGCCACCAUGGCAGCCGCGAGCAUUCCGAUCACCUCCCUACCAUGGCAUCACAGCGUCUCUCUUCCCUCUCCAACUACUUCGAUAACGGUCAAUAAUGACCGAUACUUUUCGAACCACCCAACAAUUUUACUCAUCAAACAAUGUUCGAAUUCGAAACAACUCAAGCAGAUUCACGCCCAAAUGCUCCGUAACGGCCUUUUCUCCGACCCCUUUUCAGCCAGUACUCUCGUCUCCGCCUUUUCUAUGUCUUCUUUUCAAGGUGUUGAUUAUGCCCAUAAACUGUUCGACCAAAUUCCCAAACCAAAUAUCUACACCUGGAACGUGCUCAUUCGCGCUUACUCGUCGAGUCAAGUACCUGUCCAAAGUCUCUUGAUCUUUACACGGAUGCUUUAUCGGUGUGAUCAAGUGUUACCCAACAAGUUCACUUACCCUUUUGUAAUUAAAGCAGCAGCUGAACUUUUGGAUAUGAGAGUAGGAGAGGUUCUUCAUGGAAUGGCUGUUAAGAUGUCACUUGGUUCAGAUGUUUUUAUACUUAACUCUCUUAUACAUUUUUAUGCAUCUUGCGGAUGUUUGGAUUCGGCAUAUAGAGUUUUCUUGAAUAUUCCUGUGAGGGAUGUUGUUUCUUGGAAUACCAUUAUCACAGGUUUUGCACAGGGUGAUCGUCCUGAUGAAGCAAUCGAGUUGUUUCGUGAAAUGCAAACUAGCUUAAAACCCGAUAAAGUAACAAUGAUGAGUGUGUUGACUGCUUGUACGAAGAAGUUGGAUUUGGAGAUUGGCAGAUGGGUGCAUUCUAACAUCGAACGAAAUGGCAUUGGAGGAAGCUUGAACUUGAACAAUGCAUUGCUUGAUAUGUAUACGAAGUGUGGAAGCCUAGAGGAUGCCAAGAAACUGUUCAAUAAAAUGCCUGAGAAAGAUAUAGUGUCAUGGACAACUAUGAUAGUUGGGUAUGCAAAAUCAGGGAACUACAUCACUGCCAGGAAGCAUUUUGACACAAUGCCUAAUCAAGAUAUAGCUGCAUGGAACGCCUUAAUUUCGGCUUAUGAGCAAAAUGGUAACCCCAAGGAAGCUUUGGCUAUUUUCAAUGAGUUACAGGUGAGCAACGAACCAAAACCAGAUGCUGUCACUUUUGUUAGUACUCUAUCAGCAUGCGCUCAAGUGGGAGCAAUAUAUAUGGGUGGGUGGAUCCAUGGGUAUAUCAAGAAACAUGGAGUUAAGCUCAGUUGUCAUCUUAUAACUUCACUGAUUGAUAUGUAUUCAAAGUGUGGCGAUCUCAAUAAGGCGCUAGAGGUGUUCUAUUCUGUUGAUGAUAAAGAUGUGUUUAUCUGGAGUGCUAUGGUUGCUGGUCUUGCAAUGCACGGCCAUGGGAGAGAUGCAAUAGAUUUGUUCAAGAAAAUGCAAGAAGUUAAUGUGAAACCUAAUGCUGUUACUUUCACCAAUUUGUUGUGUGCUUGUAGCCACACAGGCUUAGUGGAGGAAGGCAGGGAUUUCUUCAAGAAAAUGCAGCCUGUUUACGGAGUUGUCCCUGGAGUCAAGCACUAUGCUUGUAUGGUGGAUAUGCUUGGACGUGCAGGCCAUUUGGAUGAAGCUAUAGAGUUAAUAAAGGCGAUGCCAAUGCCUCCAUUGGCUUCUGUUUGGGGAGCUCUGCUAGGAGCCUGCAAACUCCAUGGAAAUGUAGAGGUUGCUGAACAAGCUAGCAGCCAUUUGCUUGAAUUGGAACCAUGGAAUCAUGGUGCAUACGUGCUUAUGUCUAAUAUAUAUGCAAAAUCAGGAAAAUGGGACAAGGUAGCUAUGUUACGGAAGCGUAUGAAAUAUAUUGGACUAAAGAAAGAACCAGGUUGUAGCUCAAUCGAGGUCGAUGCUAGUUUUCAUGAGUUUGUUGUGGGAGAUAACACCCACCCACAAUCCAAAAGGAUAUAUGCAAAACUGAAUGAGAUUUCUGAGAAGUUAAAGUCAAUGGGGUAUGAGCCAAACAGGUCUCAAGUGCUUCAAUGUGUUGAAGAAGAAGACAUGCAAGAACAGGCACUGCAUCUUCAUAGUGAGAAGUUAGCCAUUGCCUUUGGACUCAUUAGUUUGAAACAAGCUCAACCAAUUCGUAUUAUGAAGAAUCUUCGUGUUUGUGGGGACUGCCAUAAUGUUGCUAAAUUGAUUUCGAAACUUUACAAUAAAGAGAUUUUUCUCAGAGAUCGUUACAGAUUCCACCAUUUCAAAGCAGGGGACUGCUCUUGUAAAGACUACUGGUAAGUUUUAGAGAAUUUGAACAAGACUUGAUAAUAGUUUGUAUAAUUCGAGCUUCCCAUGCUUUUAAAGAUGAUUCUGCAUGGCUAAAUAGCAUAGUUUGCUUGUAGAAGAUGAAUUCAUAAUCUAGACCCAAGAUUCAAGAUUGAGUCAACAUAUUUGUAAUUAGAAGGUUACUAUCUUGGUAUAUAUUGCAGGUUUAUAGAAACCAAG
Messenger RNA from Cynara cardunculus var. scolymus (artichoke), 2462 nucleotides. RefSeq names its product pentatricopeptide repeat-containing protein At2g29760, chloroplastic. The record is from RefSeq and is a predicted model, not a curated record. Lineage: Eukaryota; Viridiplantae; Streptophyta; Magnoliopsida; Asterales; Asteraceae. The transcript has a single exon. The coding region runs from base 21 to 2255 and encodes 744 amino acids. Gene Ontology annotation, biological process: RNA modification. Gene Ontology annotation, molecular function: zinc ion binding; RNA binding; protein binding.